Molecule: messenger RNA, 780 nt
Organism: Penicillium subrubescens
Lineage: Eukaryota; Fungi; Ascomycota; Eurotiomycetes; Eurotiales; Aspergillaceae
Product: YoaK family protein
Exons: 1
Coding region: 1-780 (259 amino acids)
Source: RefSeq, a predicted model, not a curated record
AUGCCAUCUGAAUCCGAGCCUCUCUUGGGCAACCGGCACCCACGCCAAACCUCUGCACGGUCGCAGAGGCUGUCGCGCUACUUCCAUGAUGAGCUCGACCCGCGGCGGGGAGAUCUUCUGCUACUCUUCUGCUAUAUCAUUACUGGCCUACUAGACAGCUCUGCCGUGUUUAUCUGGGGCUCUUUCGUGAGCAUGCAGACUGGGAACACGGUCUAUUUUGGCCUCGGUCUGGUCGGAACAGACGAUGAUCGAUGGAUCAAAUCGGGCGUCUCGAUUGCGGGAUUUUGCCUGGGAUCCCUAUGCUUCGCAGCCUUUCAUCGCGCUUUUUCUCCCAGGCAACGCUGGGUGCUUUGCGCAUCUUUUCUGACCCAAUUGGCGUGUAUCACCGCGGCAGCCAUUAUCGUGACACUGUACAGGCCAUCUCGGGAUGCCCCCUUGAGCUGGCUGGUAUUGGCUCCACUCGCGCUAGUCGCAUUCCAGGGCAGCGGCCAGGCGGUGGCAAGUCGCGUGCUCAAGUACAACGGCCUCACAAGUGUGGUUCUCACCAGUGUCUACUGUGACUUGUUCUCUCAUCCUGAUUUUCUGUCCCCCAAGGUCGUGGGUAUUGCCGAAGAGAUGCGUCGUACGGGCGCGGUGGUCUGUCUCUUAUUCGGGGUUAUUCUAGGCGGGCUUUGGGCGCACAGCUCGGUCGGCUUGAUGGGGGCACUAUGGACUGCGGCGUUCUUGAAGGCGGGCAUUGUGCUCGCAUGGUUAUUCUGGAGGAAGGAGGAACAUCUAUAG